Schistosoma bovis is the source of this 5827-nucleotide messenger RNA. Lineage: Eukaryota; Metazoa; Platyhelminthes; Trematoda; Strigeidida; Schistosomatidae. The record is from the annotation of a GenBank genome assembly.
UGGUUGGAUGCUUGAUUUCGAAUUCUAAAUACAAUACAUUCGUUGGUGCCUGUGUCUUCUUAAUUCAAUUGCGUUAAUCCUGGAAUUCCUAAUUCAUACGACAAUUAGAACACUAUAUUGGCGUCGUGAUGGAACCUGCAAUGGAAAAGUUGGAUAUUCAUUCAACUCCUGAAGCUUUUGAGGAUUAUUUGGAAAGGUUCGAAAUUUGGAGCAUGACCAAGAAAGAUGUUAAAGGUGAGAAAAUUGUGGCACAUUUUCUGGCAUUCAUUGGGAGAGAAGCGUACAGCUUAUUAAAAACUUUGGCGUAUCCAGAAAAACCUAUCUCACUCCCUUAUGCAACUCUUAAAGAGCUAUUGUUAAGUCAUGUAAAAUGCACCAGUUUUGAAUGCCGUAAAAGGGCGAAGUUUCAUAAGGUGGUUCGUCAAAAUGACCAAGAGGCUCGGGAAUUCAUCCUUGAAUUACAGAAACAAGCUGCCAAGUGUAAUUUCGGUGAUCAACUUCAUGUGCAACUGAGAGAUCGAUUAAUUGCAGGAAUUAACAUACCGAGUAUGGAAAGAGAGCUGUUAAGAAUGCCAAACUGUUCCCUUCAAGAUGCUAGAACUGCAUGUAUUAACUACGAAGCAGUCAAUGAACUUGAUAUCCAGUCGAUGAAGAUUUCUAAUACUUUGCUUAGUUGUCGUGAUGAACUACAAUCUCAGGGCCAACUAAACUUGCGUUCAUUUAACAGUGAUUCCUAUUCUCGUGUAAAUAUGAAGAGUGUUUCGACAAAGAAUUACAAGGCAAAUCACAAAGGUAAGAUGAAGUUUGGUAAAUGUCUAUCAUGUGGAAAGUUUCAUGCUCGCAAUUCAUGUGUAUUUCGUAAUGCUAAAUGUUUUAAAUGUGGUAAGGUAGGACACAUUCAGUCAGUAUGCAAAGCUACUGUCCAUUUUGCUUCAAGCUGUACUAAAUCUUGUAAUUUAAAUUUCAAUAAUUCGGAUGUUUCUAGUGAUCAUUUAUCUUUGUCUACUAUUUCGAAAGGUAAUGCUCAUAUUCAGAAGCGACUAUAUACAUCGCUUGGUUCAUUUCAUGACUUUAUUUUGGACACAGGCAGUAUAGAGUCCAUUAUUUCAUUCAAGAACUUGAAAGCUUUAGAUCCUAACGUUGUUGUACGACCCACAGAAGUAUCAAUACUGGGGAUUACUGGACACAGACUGCCCAUACGAGGAUGCUGUGAAUUGCUAAUCAGAGAUGAUAAAUCUUCAUACAUACCUUGUGAAUUUUUAGUUAGCGAAACAGGACUGUCAAUAUUGGGUUUAAAGAAUUUGAAAAGGCUUAAGGUGGAGUUGUCCUUCUUAGUUUUUAAAGAAAAUUCUGAUACUUUACUUAAAGAUUUGAUAGCUAUGUGUGCUAAGUGCAGUGGAGGUAUGAAAAUUAAGCCUAUAAAACUUCAAGUACAGGGUGAUCCCGUCUUUCUUAAAAGACGAAUAACUCCUUAUGGUCUUCGAGAAGCAGUACAUAAGACAUUAAACGAUUUGUGUGUGAAAGGCAUAAUUGAACCAAUUCAGUCUUCAGCAUGGGGUACUCCUAUCGUUACGCCACUGAAGUUGGACGGCAAGACCCCUAGAAUUUGUGGUGACUAUAGAUUAACUCUGAAUUCCCGUUUGUUGAAGCAAACGCGCACGACGGUAGAAGCUGAAGAUAUUCUAAAUCGACUUCAUGGUUCUAAAGUGUUCUCGAAAGUUGACCUAAAAGAUGCUUAUCUUCAAAUUCCUUUAGAUGAAUCUUCAUCUAUUUUGACGACAAUUAACACUCCUUUUGGUCUGUUCAAAUACAAUUUCCUUCCAUUUGGUCUAAGUUGUUCUCCAGCCAUAUUUCAGGAAGUUAUGAAUAAAGUAGUUAGUGAUCUUGAAGGUGUUGAAGUUUAUCAAGAUGAUCUCAUUGUCCAUGGCUCUAAUAAGGUAGUUCAUGACCAGAGACUUAUUGCUUUAUUGCGUCGUUUAAUUGAGAAGAAUAUAACAGUGAAUCCAAAUAAGUGUUCAUUUUGUGUAUCUACUUUUGAAUGCCUUGGAUACCCAGUUGAUGGUAAUGGUUUUAGACCAGAUAUGAAACGACUAGCUCCACUGACUAAUGCACCGUCUCCGAAAAAUCUUACAGAAUUACGUUCACUAGUGGGUGCUCUUCAAUACUAUUCCCGUUUUAUUCCUAAUUUUUCUUGUCGUGCAAAUUGUUUAUUUAAUAUUUUAACAUCCAAUUCAUUCAAAUGGAGUGAGGAACAAGAGUUAUGCUUACGAAGUCUGCUGAAGUUUCUUCAAAGUGAUGCUGUUCUUCGAACGUACUCCCCUAAUGUACAUUCUGUGCUUAUUACUGAUGCAUCACCUGUGGGAAUUUGUGCAGUUUUGGAACAGGAAGGUAGACCAGUUAUUUGUGUUUCACGCAAACUUACUGUUACUGAACAAGGUUAUUCACAGACUCAGCGAGAAGCAUUAGCUGUGUUUUGGGCUGUUAAAAGACUUAAUAAAUAUUUAUUCGGAAAGAAAUUCACUAUUGCUACUGAUCAUGAAGCUUUAAAGUUUAUUUAUCAUCCCGAAAAAUCCUUAGCACGUUCCUCAGCAGCUAUGGUUCAGCGAUGGAGUAUUGCUUUGAGUGCAUAUGACUAUACGGUUCAGCACAGAAGUGCCAAACAGAUUCAACAUGUUGAUUACAUUUCUCGACAGUCAUUACAAGAUAAACCUAUUAAUACUUCGGAUUGUUUGUUAGUGCAACCUUUACUAGUGAGACGUUCAGAUCUCAUUAGAGAAACUCGUAGAUAUUUUGGAUGUAUACUCAGUGCUAUAAGGAAAGGUUGGAAUGUUAAUUUGAAACGGAGAUUUCCUAUCUAUUUUUCAAAGCGGGAUGAGUUAUCUACUACUCCUGAUGGUAUUCUGUGUUUAAAUGAUCAUGUUGUCAUUCCUCCUUCAUUGCGUAAAUCUGUUCUUGAAGAUCUUCAUAGUGGUCAUUUAGGUGUUGAGAAAAUGAAAUCCUUGGCAAGGCUCACAUGCUGGUGGCCAGAGAUAAAUGCAGAUAUAUGUCGUACGGCAAACAAUUGUGAGAAAUGUCAUCAGUUGAAAAAUCAUCCUUCGAAGUGGGUGCCAUGGCCAGUAUCGUCUGAGGCCUGGCAGAGGAUUCAUGCUGACUAUUGUGGACCAUUUCUUGGUAAAUACUACGCACUAGUAGUCAUUGAUUCUUUUUCAAAGUGGCCUGAAGUUUUUUUCACAACUUCAUCAAAUUCUGGUUUCACAAUACAAGCAUUAAGAAAGGUGUUUAGUCGAGAAGGUGUUCCCUUGGUGUUGGUGACUGAUAAUGGCUCACAUUUUGCUGCAGAUGCAGUCACUACCUGGUUGAACGGUAUAGGGUGCAAACAUCUAUUUACUGCUCCCAGACAUCCGUGUUCUAAUGGUCAGGCAGAGAAUUUUGUUAGGACAUUAAAGACUGCUAUUGAUUCUAUAGCCCCCUCAACAUUUAAUGAGCUGGAGAGGGGAGUAGAUACCUUUCUACUGCAAUAUAGAAAUACCAAACAUUCGGUGACGAAGGAGACUCCAGCGAAGCUAUUGAAAGGAAGAAUUCUUCGGUCGAAUAUGAGAUGUCUGGAGUCUGCAGAAGUUACAUACUAUCGAGGAAAUGAUCUUCGACCAUCUACGGGUAUUGUUCUGAAGAAUGUCGGAAAAUCGAUGGUGCGAAUUCUAGACAUCAAUGACUUAAGUACACGCAGUCGACAUGUAGAUCAAAUACAAUUUCAGGAACCAGGUGAGUCAGUUCCAAUUUCGAUUGUUAAUUCUAAUGUAAUGAGCAUGUUCUAGAUAAUACAGAAUCCUUAUCCAAUACAAUGUCAGACCGACUCAGGAUGAAUUUGAGGAGAAGACGUACGACUGAUUACAAACACCUAGACUCCAAUUUAAGCUGUGGCGGAUGUGGUGUUUGAAUGAACCAAUGAUACCUUUGUACUGGUUGGAUGCUUGAUUUCGAAUUCUAAAUACAAUACAUUCGUUGGUGCCUGUGUCUUCUUAAUUCAAUUGCGUUAAUCCUGGAAUUCCUAAUUCAUACGACAAUUAGAACACUAUAGGCAUCCGUUUAGAUUGGAAAUAGACACUGCACCUGACGUGACAAUUCUCUCACGAAAAUCUUGGAUCAGAAUGGGCAGACCACACACGGUGCUAACAACACAAAAACCUCGUACUGUAUGCGGUAAUCACCUACGUUUGUUGGGACAACUAGAUUGUACAGUGUCUUUUCACGACUCCACAUUUACCAGGGUAUGUUAUAUAACGCAAGCUGAUCUAAAUUUACUUGGUUUAGAUUGGUUCGACUAGCUAGAAUGGGUGAUCUUAUCCGUAACGCAACCAUCUAAAUUUAAUGCAUCGCACACUGUCGUUUGUGCGUUCAAGUAACCACAGAUUUUGCCAUUUCAUAAUGUAUUUUUAAUUAAAUAACUAGAUUACGUAAUUAAUUUUGAUCUGUUUUUAAUUUUUAUUCGCCACGUCUGACUGCGUUACACUGUAUGCCCAUUGCACGCUGGGAUGAUAUCUCAAGUCAUAGUGAGUUUAUUCACAUAGUUGAUUGUUUCUAGAUAGACUGUCAGUGCAUGAUUUUACUGAAGAAAGGUUUGUUGUAUUGUAAACUACGUUUCUAUGAACAACUGCCUGUUGUCUUCAGUAUGAAAGCAGUAUAUAUGUAUCCUUCUUGUUUUCUUAGGUAAGUUCAAUUGGCCUAUAUUUCCUGUUUUGAUUUUAUCGGCUUAAUUGUGCCCAUUUAACUACUUUGAGCAACAUGUCUUUGCAAGUGAAACAAUAACUAUGACACUUGCUUAGUUUAGUGUUCUUGGUUGUCGUAUAAUUCAGUUUAGUUGAAAGAAUUAUGAUAUACUUAAGUAUAGUGCUUGAAGCCUGUAAUGAAACAGAUCAGUUUAGUAAGUAGAGUUGCCUGUUUCCAAUGUGUAUACGGAUUCAGAUCGGUCUGAUUAAAAAUAGGAAAAAACGUGCCUUUGAUGCUGUUGCUGUCAUACAUUAUAAGAUAGCGAUAAGUAUGUUUGGUGUUUAUUUCUAAACUGUACAUCUAUCACUGACCAUAUUUCAUGAUCACUGUCAUUAAACAAUUUCCCCAGCAAUAACAUCGGUAGCAAGUUAGCUAAGCGUCUGAGCUUUUAGUUGCCCGCAAAACAGCAGUAUACAGUCUUAGAAGAUGAGUGUUUUGUGUCUCAAUUAAAUGCAGCUGGCUGUGGACAAAUGUUAAGAAUCUUUUUGACAACUGGGACUUUUAGUUUAUCAGACACUUACUCUGCUUGUAUGUUUUCCUGUUAAACUAGACGCAGAUGCAUGGGAAUACUUAAAUGGGAGCAAAAUAAUAACAGCAUUGCAAUACGGUACUAAGCCCAUGUUAUGCUUUGCACAAGUAAUAGUAGCUGACCUUAUCUAAUAUUGAUGAACUCAAGGUAAAUCACAACUGCAUAAAUUCUUUGCUAAAACACAUGUGAUUUGGUUAUUUAUAUAUCCCACAUUUCUGACUAAAUUCAUCAAUAUUUUUUCAUUUAGAAUGCAACAGUAGUCAGCCUUCACAGACAUUAAAAACUGUUUCGCCCUUGGAACUGUUUACGGGAGAUCCAACGAACAGCAGAUGAUAAAAAGGAUGCUGGACUUCCAUUUUAGUCUCACAACCACUUCCGGUAUUUUGUGACUUCUUUUACUCUUUCGUUUGGAAAAAAACAACAAAAACUGCAGCUUAACAUUACCAAUACAACUUUUAAACGGGAACUUGGUUUAAACCUUUGUUUGAUAUUCCGUUCUUAAUGAAAGUUCUUGAAUAAAUUUUUGAAUCU